Oryza sativa Japonica Group (Japanese rice) is the source of this 1689-nucleotide messenger RNA. Its product is annotated as alcohol dehydrogenase 2. The record is from RefSeq and is a predicted model, not a curated record. Gene Ontology annotation, molecular function: S-(hydroxymethyl)glutathione dehydrogenase [NAD(P)+] activity; zinc ion binding. Gene Ontology annotation, cellular component: cytosol. Gene Ontology annotation, biological process: formaldehyde catabolic process. Lineage: Eukaryota; Viridiplantae; Streptophyta; Magnoliopsida; Poales; Poaceae.
UGGCAGCUAAUUUCGCUGAUAGGCCAAGUGGGCGAUGGUGAGGGCGCCUCAUCUGUCUACAUAUACUAUGAUCCAUCCCCAUGCUAGCACUCAAGUGACAUAGCUAACUUAGCUAGCUAGAUCAUCUUAGCUUGGAGAAGACAGAAGAGCGUUAUCUUGGAAGGACAACAUGGCAACUGCAGGGAAAGUGAUCAAGUGCAAAGCGGCGGUGGCUUGGGAGGCCGGGAAGCCGCUGUCAAUCGAGGAGGUGGAGGUUGCGCCGCCGCAAGCCAUGGAGGUUCGCCUCAAGAUCCUCUACACGGCGCUCUGCCACACCGACGUCUACUUCUGGGAAGCCAAGGGGCAAACUCCGGUGUUCCCUCGGAUCUUCGGCCACGAAGCUGGAGGGAUUGUGGAGAGUGUGGGCGAGGGGGUGACGGAGCUUUCCCCCGGCGACCACGUGCUGCCGGUGUUCACCGGCGAGUGCGGCGACUGCCGGCACUGCCUGUCGGAGGAGAGCAACCUGUGCGACCUCCUCCGCAUCAACACCGACCGUGGCGCCAUGAUCGGCGACGGCCAGACCAGGUUCACCGCCAGGGGAGGGCAGCCGGUGUACCACUUCCUCGGCACCUCCACGUUCAGCGAGUACACCGUCGUCCAUGUCGGCUGCGUCGCCAAGAUCCACCCAGCGGCGCCGCUCGACAAGGUCUGCGUCCUCAGCUGUGGCAUCUCCACCGGAUUUGGCGCGACUGUGAACGUCGCCAAGCCACCGAAGGGGUGCACAGUAGCCAUAUUCGGCCUGGGUGCAGUUGGUCUUGCUGCCAUGGAAGGUGCAAGGAUCUCUGGUGCUUCACGGAUUAUUGGCGUCGAUUUGAACCCGGCCAAAUUCGAACUAGCUAAGAAGUUUGGGUGCACAGACUUUGUGAACCCAAAAGAUUACGACAAGCCCGUUCAGCAGGUGAUCAUCGAGAUGACCAACGGCGGCGUGGACCGCAGCGUGGAGUGCACCGGCAACGCCGCCGCCAUGAUCUCCGCCUUCGAGUGCGUCCACGACGGGUGGGGAGUGGCCGUGCUGGUGGGCGUCGCCGGCAAGGACGCGGCGUUCAAGACGCACCCGACCAACUUCCUCAACGAGAGGACGCUCAGGGGCACGUUCUUCGGCAACUACAAGCCUCGCACCGACCUGCCCGGCGUCGUCGAGAUGUACAUGAACAAGGAGCUGGAGCUGGAGAAGUUCAUCACGCACAGCGUGCCCUUCUCCGAGAUCAACACGGCGUUCGACCUGAUGCUCAGUGGGGAGAGCCUCCGCUGCAUCAUCAGGAUGGAGGACUAGCCAUCCAGAUCGAUGUCGCCGCCGGCGAUCGACGGCGGCGGCGACUGUAUAAACGGAGAAAAUAAGAGGCUAAAACUACCUAUGCUACAGCAAUAAGCUAGCCACGGUUGCAGGAAUGCGGUUUCAGGUUUGUUCAUGGAGAACAUGGGUGGACACAAAUUAUAUAUACUGUGAAUUUUCUGAAAAUUUACAAGACAAAUAUGAAAUUGCGCAAAUUACGAUAGCGGAUAGCCUUUGGCUCGAUCAAUUUGAGCCUAUAUAUGCUGGCUCCACCGCUACACUGUUUGCCGCCUUUCUGUAUUGCGCAUCUGCUCUCUCUAAUGUAAUGUGCAAUCUAUAUAUAACUAAAUUAUGAAACAUAAUGUGCAAUCUGUCAA